Messenger RNA from Cuscuta europaea, 1703 nucleotides. The record is from the annotation of a GenBank genome assembly. Lineage: Eukaryota; Viridiplantae; Streptophyta; Magnoliopsida; Solanales; Convolvulaceae.
CCUAAACACCUUUUCCUAAUUUGAAUUUUAAAUGCAUAAUGCCACCCAAAUUCCCUCCCAAACUCCCCCACACUUUUCCAUUUUAAUAUAUAUAAAAUAUAUAUAUUUCGUGAGUCGGCCGAGACGCCUUUAUAUACCUCGCAUACCUUCACCAUCUUAUUCAUCAAUCAUCUCAAUUCUCUCUAUUUUAAAUUCUCAGGAGUCCUCUUUCAAGAUGCAGAUCUUUGUGAAAACCCUAACUGGCAAGACAAUCACCCUGGAGGUGGAGAGUUCUGACACCAUAGACAACGUGAAGACGAAGAUUCAAGAUAAGGAGGGAAUUCCUCCGGACCAGCAAAGGCUGAUCUUUGCCGGAAAGCAGCUCGAGGACGGCCGUACCUUGGCUGAUUACAACAUCCAGAAGGAGUCAACCCUCCACCUAGUGCUACGUCUCAGGGGUGGGAUGCAGAUAUUCGUGAAAACCCUAACCGGGAAAACGAUCACUCUCGAGGUUGAGAGUUCUGACACCAUAGACAACGUGAAGGCCAAGAUUCAAGAUAAGGAGGGAAUCCCCCCGGACCAGCAAAGGCUGAUCUUCGCAGGAAAGCAACUCGAGGAUGGCCGUACAUUGGCCGAUUACAACAUCCAGAAGGAGUCAACCCUCCACCUCGUGCUUCGUCUCAGGGGUGGGAUGCAGAUAUUCGUGAAAACCCUUACAGGGAAAACGAUCACUCUCGAGGUUGAGAGCUCAGACACCAUCGACAACGUAAAGGCCAAGAUCCAAGACAAAGAGGGCAUUCCUCCAGAUCAGCAGAGAUUGAUCUUCGCUGGAAAGCAGCUUGAAGAUGGCAGAACGCUGGCUGAUUACAACAUUCAGAAGGAAUCGACUCUUCAUUUGGUGCUCCGAUUGAGGGGUGGGAUGCAGAUAUUUGUGAAGACUCUCACAGGAAAGACGAUCACCUUGGAGGUAGAAAGCUCAGACACCAUUGAUAAUGUUAAGGCCAAGAUACAGGACAAAGAAGGAAUCCCGCCAGAUCAGCAGAGACUCAUCUUUGCGGGGAAGCAGCUUGAAGAUGGCAGGACCCUGGCUGAUUACAACAUUCAGAAGGAAUCCACUCUUCAUUUGGUGUUGAGGCUUAGAGGUGGAAUGCAGAUUUUUGUGAAGACCUUGACUGGAAAAACCAUUACUUUGGAGGUGGAAAGCUCUGACACUAUUGAUAAUGUGAAAGCUAAAAUUCAGGACAAGGAGGGUAUCCCACCAGAUCAGCAAAGAUUAAUCUUUGCUGGGAAGCAGUUGGAAGAUGGGCGCACUCUUGCUGAUUACAACAUUCAGAAAGAGUCCACACUCCACCUUGUCCUCCGUCUCCGUGGUGGUUUAUAGAUUCCUCUCUUGUUGAUCCAGACCCAUGUAUGGUCUUUUGCACUUGAUAUCAAGUGUAUCGUGUGUUCACUUUUAGUUUUCGUUUAUGAACAAUAAUUAUGUUGUGUUGAUGUGUGGCGUCAGACUUGUUAGCAUUUUGCAUUUUAUGCUGCUGUGAAGAUCUUUAUUUGGAGUUCAUUUUUCUUUUCUAUUAUAUUGCAAUCAGGUGUUGUGAUCCCGGAGCUAACCUACCGAUCUCAUCCUGUUGGAUCUUUAGUUUGGCAACCUGGCUUUCAAAUAUUUGUACUCUAUUUUACUUGACUUUUGCUUAUAAUCCCCAUUUGCUAAAUAAUGAAGUCUUAAC